AUGUUGGUUAGUUUUAUCUGCCUUCUUGUCCUUACCCUUUUAACCUCAUCAACAAGAGAAAUCAGCUCAGACGUUAAAGCUAGCUCAAAAAGCUCUAAAAUUGACUCCAAACUGCUCCUGCAAGACCCUAAUCUCCCUAAUCAAAAUUUUCAAGAUGCCAUGAAUUCUCGAAAACUAAAAGAAAACGCAACCAGUGAUGCUCCAGGAAGCCGAAAUAAAAGGCAACUAUAUACCCGGUGCAUAGAUGAUGUGUAUGGCUCCUAA
Molecule: messenger RNA, 264 nt
Organism: Blepharisma stoltei
Lineage: Eukaryota; Ciliophora; Heterotrichea; Heterotrichida; Blepharismidae
Source: the annotation of a GenBank genome assembly